Molecule: messenger RNA, 294 nt
Organism: Aspergillus welwitschiae
Lineage: Eukaryota; Fungi; Ascomycota; Eurotiomycetes; Eurotiales; Aspergillaceae
Exons: 2
Coding region: 1-294 (97 amino acids)
Source: RefSeq, a predicted model, not a curated record
AUGGCUGGAUAUUCGAAAUUUGCUAUGAUACACGAUGUCCGUCGGUCUCUUGGUACGAAAAUUGAAUCAAGACAUGGCUCUGCACCUGUAUCCCAGAUCUAUAGCUAUAAAAGUGAGGGGAUGUAUCCAACGCACUACCAGGCGCACUGUUCGUCGAUCGAUACUUUUGGCGAUGUGUUGGACGAAGAAGAAGAGACUUAUCACAUUGAAUAUUUUCAGGGAUAUGGACAGUUCCGUGAGGUUGGGCUGUCUCAAGAACUACCUGCUGAGCUGGAGGAAGCCAUUCUACAGUGA